CUCUUUCUUCCAUUCCUUAGCAACAUUAAGUUAUACAUUCCUUUUCUCUCCGCUCUUUUCUCUGUUCUCUUUUCAUCUCAAUAAACUAACAGCAUAUCUGUUUUGGAAGGUAAAUCAAGUAGUCCCCUUGAACUAAGAGUUUUUUUGUUUCUUUUUUUGAGAAAUAGAAUACAUAAUUUCACUAACAUAUACAAUUUACAAAAUAACCCAUGUCUCGAUCUGUAAAACCUCUCAAAAUAGCUAUCUCACCGACUACUAUUGAUAAAAUAUGAAGUUCGGUGCUCAUCUGGAGUCAAAAAUAUAUGAGCCAUGGCGUCAAUCAUAUAUUCAAUACAAUCAGAUCAAGCUGGAAAUGAAACGCCGGCAACUACAGGAUCACGCUUGGAGCCAGAAAGACGAAUCAGAAUUUAAACAAAAAAUAGCAUCUGAACUAGCAAAGGUGUACAACUUUGUCGAAAAAUCACUCGUGGAUUUGAACAAACGAGUCGAAAAUACUCAAGCAUCACUCAGUAGUCUAACAGCAUUACCUGCAACACAAAGCAAAGGUUACAGAAAGAAAUACGAUGCUUUGGCCGAUGUCCUGACAGAAAUUCUGUUUGACGUCAACGACCUUGCCAAAUUCCAUCAUCUCAAUUGCGCUGGUUUUCGUAAAAUGAUAAAAAAACACGAUAAACACACAAAGUUGGACUUGAAAAGUGUCUACUCUACUCAAAUGACAUACCAAUGGCCGUUAGAAAAGUUAGCCAUGCGAUUUGACGUUUUAAUUAUUAAAAUUUCCGAACUUCAUGAUGUUUGUCAUUUGUAUGGAAACCCUCGAUCGAAACAGGAAGCUUACGCUUUAGGUGGUGAUCAAACGGCUUUUGAGCGAGCGACGGCGAAAUAUUGGAUCCAUCCCGAUAAUAUUACAGAAGUCAAGUCUAUUAUUUUGUUCCAUUUACCGGUACAUGUGUAUAAUAAGAAAAAGCAAUAUGAAGAAUCGGAUAUGGCUAUUUCGAGCGUUUACUUUGAUAACGAUCAGUUUGAUCUUUAUGGUGAACGUUUGAGCCGCAGUGAAGGUGCAGAAGCUAUCCGAUUACGUUGGUAUGGUCCUCUUACAGAAGAGAACGACAACAUAUACGUUGAACGCAAAACCCACAAAGCAGCAUGGUUAGACGGGAAAUCCGUCAAGGACAGAUUUAGAUUGAAAGAGCAGCAAGUCAAUGCAUUUUUAUCGGGUGUCUAUUCGGCAGAUCAAUUUGCUAUCGAUCUUCGCGCCAAAAUUUCCAAGGACGGUAAAAAGAAAUACUCAGAAGAUACAAUUGAAGAAAAUCAUUUCAUAGCAUCGGGUGUUCAAACGUCGAUCAAGGAACGUCGCCUGAAUCCCAUGUGCCGUGUUUUUUACAACCGUACAGCAUUCCAGUUACCAGGAGACCAACGUUUACGUAUCAGUCUCGACUCAAAUUUGACUUUUAUUAGAGAGGACGGUCCGGAACGACGCGAAAGAAUAGCAAACACUUUAAAUUGUUACCAUUGGAAAAGAAAUGAUAUCGACAUCAACUAUCCAUUUCAAAAUAUACCAGAAAAAGACAUCAGUCGGUUCCCCUAUGCAGUUUUGGAAACCAAGUUACAGACGCAUCUCGGUCAACAAUGUCCUGCUUGGCUUGCCUCUUUGAUUGACUCCCACUUGGUGCAUGAAGUCCCGCGAUUCUCUAAAUAUCUGCAUGGUGCCUCUAUCUUGUUUCCCAAUGACGUUCCUUUCUUCCCUUAUUGGCUAGAGCAAUUUGAGACUUUGGAUAUCAGAAAACCAGCCGUAGCAAAUAUUGGUCUGACAAGAUCCAUGAGUUUCAAGCCUUUAGUAAAUGGACAUCACCGACAAUCAUUGAUGAAGUUGUAUGAACAAGAAAUGCAAAAUAUGGAUCAAAUAGCAAGAGACGCAGCAAAUAAUGAAGUUAGGAAAAAAAGAAGCUUCCAUGACCUCCGUGGAAUAACAAGCAACCUUUUCAAUCGAUAUAACCAUAGAAAUAAACAACACCAGCAAAAUGAAAGCAGAAUACCUCAUUUAUCGAUCAAUUUGAUCGAUAAUGGAGAUAAUGAUAAGCGUCAUCCACGAUCACCAGAGGAAGAAGGUGAUUACGAAAAGCUAUCCCGCAAGCCAAUCGUCGGGCGUAUUUGGUACUCUGGAGCACCUUUCGUGACACGUUUCUCUUCAUUCAAGAAACCCAAGAAAGAAGACAAUGACCCUGUACAGCAGCAGCAACAAUCAAGAUUUUCACGUCGAGGGCCGCAAAAGAAGAUAGAACCUAAAACCCAUUUUGCUAAUGAACGUACUUUCAUCUCUUGGUUACAAUUUUGUGCUCUAUUGCUGACUGUGGCGCUUAAUCUAUUAAACAAUGGUGAUCGUAUAUCUCGCAUUAUUGGUGCUGUGUUCAUUAUUCUUUCAUCUUUAUUAUCCAUUUAUGCGCUUGUAAGAUUCCAAAUGAGGUCUUAUUAUCUGAGAGUGAAUAGAGGAGGCAACGUUCGCUACGAUGAUAUUUGGGGUCCAACCGUUCUAUGUAUUUCGAUUGUGACCGCUCUUUGUGUCAAUUUCUACUUGAGAGCUGACAUUUUGUUUGCGAGCCAUUAUGAAAACCAAGUUCCUACUAUUGAUACUACUGCUACUGCUAAUACUACACCUAAUUCUAACUAAUUUAUUGCCACUAAACAAUAGAAAAUCGAUUGUGGUUUUUCUUCACUUUUUUCCUUUGCAAGUUAUAGAGGCAUCACUUGAACUGAAUAUAAUGCAACUUACUGUUUGAUUACUGUCCGGCUGGUGGCUAUUGUCGGUAGGGAAAGAGUUAUUGGCCAAAAAGUAGACUAGCCCUAAAUGAAAGCAGCAAAAAGAUAACCCAAAAGAUGCUCAAUUUAUUGUCAUUAGCAUGGUAUUUGAGACAUGGGGUCUCUUUCUAGUUAGAAUUGUAGCUUAGUAGAAAGUUUGGAUGUUUUCCCA
Molecule: messenger RNA, 2965 nt
Organism: Mycotypha africana
Lineage: Eukaryota; Fungi; Mucoromycota; Mucoromycetes; Mucorales; Mycotyphaceae
Product: VTC domain-containing protein
Exons: 3
Coding region: 269-2665 (798 amino acids)
Source: RefSeq, a predicted model, not a curated record